Cuculus canorus (common cuckoo) is the source of this 1872-nucleotide messenger RNA. RefSeq names its product lipase A, lysosomal acid type (gene LIPA). The coding region runs from base 84 to 1280 and encodes 398 amino acids. The transcript has 9 exons. NCBI's taxonomy places the organism in Eukaryota, Metazoa, Chordata, Aves, Cuculiformes, Cuculidae. The record is from RefSeq and is a predicted model, not a curated record. Gene Ontology annotation, molecular function: hydrolase activity, acting on ester bonds.
CCGCCCACUCCGCCAGCUCCGCCCGCUCGGUCUCGGCGGGUCCCGCUCGGUCUCGGCGGGUCCCGCUCCGCCGCGGCGCAGGGAUGCGGGCGGCGGUGGUGGCCGCGCUCCUGCUGCAGAGCAUCGCCGCUUCGGGCGCGCUCGCCAGAGCCCGCAGAAAUGUGGACCCCGAAACGAACAUGAACAUCAGUCAAAUUAUUACCUUCAGGGGAUACCCUAGUGAGGAGUACGAAGUGACAACAGAAGAUGGGUAUAUCCUUUCCAUUAACAGAAUUCCUUAUGGAAGAAAAGGUGAUGAGAGGAGCAAAGGUCCAAGGCCUGCUGUGUUUCUGCAGCAUGGUCUGCUUGCAGAUGCCAGUAACUGGAUCACAAACUUGGAUUACAACAGCCUCGGCUUUAUGCUGGCAGAUGCCGGCUAUGAUGUCUGGCUGGGAAACAGCAGAGGGAACACCUGGUCCAGGAAACAUACACAUUUCACAGUGAAGCAGGAAGAAUUCUGGGUUUUCAGCUAUGAUGAAAUGGCCAAGUAUGAUAUUCCAGCCUCAGUGGACUUCAUUUUGAAGAAAACUGGCCAGGAACAAGUAUUUUACAUUGGCCAUUCUCAGGGCACCACAAUGGCUUUCAUCGCUUUUUCAACUUUGCCACAGCUGGCUAAGAAAAUCAAAAUGUUCUUUGCCUUGGCGCCAGUAGCUACAGUCAAGUUUGCCACUAGCCCUCUGGCAAAAUUGGGAGUGUUUCCUGACCUGCUGCUCAAGGACAUGUUUGGAAAGAAACAAUUCCUCCCUCAGAAUUCCGUGCUGAAGUGGCUUGCUACUCAUGUUUGCACCCACAGAAUACUUGAUGACCUUUGUGGCAACUUAUUCUUUCUUCUGUGUGGUUUUAAUGAGAGGAACUUGAAUAUGAGCCGAGUGGAUGUGUAUUCGACACACUGCCCUGCAGGGACAUCUGUACAAAACAUGAUCCACUGGAGCCAGGCUGUGAAGACUGGGGAACUCAAAGCUUAUGACUGGGGAAGCAAGGCUGCAAAUAUGGCUCACUACAACCAGUCUGCUCCUCCUUUCUACAAAAUAAAAGAGAUGACUGUACCAACUGCAGUGUGGACUGGUGGACAGGACUGGCUGGCAGACCCAAAGGAUGUUGCUAUGCUGCUCACUCAGAUCACAAACUUGGUUUACCACAAAAACAUCCCAGAAUGGGAACAUUUGGAUUUCAUCUGGGGCCUUGAUGCACCUUACCGCAUGUAUAAUGAAAUAAUUAACAUGAUCAGGAAGUAUCUCUAAACUGGGAUGGUAUUUCAGAGUAUUGGUUCACCAGGAAUUUGUCUUUUUGGAACAUAUGUUUUUCUGGCAAUAAUGCUACAUUGUUUAUUUAUGAUGCAUUUUUAAAAUGCCAGCAAUGACUACUGGAUUGGAUUCGUAUUUGAUUUGGUUUUCUCAGUAUUAUUUCUCUCUCCUGCAGAAAUCCUCUUUGUUUCCUGCUGAUUUUGCACACAGUGCCACGAUACUCAAAAAACAGCAGUAUGAUUUUGCACAGAAGGAGUAUGUUAUGUGCAUAUAAAUUUAGUAUGAUGUCUAAAAGACAGGUUAGUCUAUUCAGCACCUCAGGUGCUUGACAAAACAAUAAAUGCUUCACUGUGCAUAAACCGCUGCCAUUUCUCAGUACAUUGCCAUUUCUGAGCACCUUUCAGAAGAACUCCUUGUACUGCAGCGAUGCAUUUGGUGCUGGCACUUUGAAAAGCACUUAGUGACAUUUUACUGCAUUGUUAUUUUAGCCAUCACGUACAAGCUAGCUACAUCAGAUUACUUUCUUUUUCAAUAUUGCCCAGAAGAACUGUCGCGAAAGCAGAGAUCACCACUGUCAGUUUAAAUCUCC